Molecule: messenger RNA, 7933 nt
Organism: Chlamydomonas reinhardtii
Lineage: Eukaryota; Viridiplantae; Chlorophyta; Chlorophyceae; Chlamydomonadales; Chlamydomonadaceae
Exons: 11
Coding region: 222-7367 (2381 amino acids)
Cellular component (GO): nucleus; cytoplasmic ribonucleoprotein granule
Molecular function (GO): mRNA binding; RNA endonuclease activity
Source: RefSeq, a predicted model, not a curated record
AUACGUGUUUGGAUUAGCAAGCAACUCAGCUGCUGCCUUGGAGAAGUUUCGCCGAGCACCUAAAAGCAAAUCCUGCGAAAGGAACAUGCUAAACGUUUAAGCCGAGACUCCAAGCAUGAUAUAGCGCUCAAUACAUAGCUAGCGCCAGGACCAUGGGGCCACCCGCGUCUGUCAGCAAGCUCGACCGCGGGCAGGGCCUCAAAGUCUGCGGAGCGUGAGUUAUGAAACGCGCUGGCGGCCAAGAUGGGGCCCCGAACGCCAAACGGUCGCGGAGCCGGUCCACCUCCCCGCCGCGCUAUGACCCCGCCCUGCCGCUACACCAGCGGCUGCAGCAGUUCUGCACGCCGCGGAAACGCAACACCGACCGUGCACAGUCUCGCCCUGCCGCGGAAGUGGACCCCAAGGUUGCGGCACUGGCUGCCCGGCUGCCUGUGACCUGGCUGCGGUGUGGAGAGCCGCCCAAGCUCAGCCGUCUGCUUGGAGCACACGACGCCAACGCCCAGAACAUCACGGUGGCCUGUCAAUGCGACACCUGUCAGGAAUGGAAUGAGGAGGAUGGGCAGGCGAGGAGCGAGGCGGGCACGAAUGGGGACCAGCAGGGGGGCGUUGUGGGCUGCAGCAGUGCGGACAGCAGCAGCGACAGCACUGGAACCAGCAGCAGCAACGGCGGGGGGAGCAGCGUCCCUGGCACCUCACCUGCCUAUGGGCGCAUGUACAACCUGCCUCAGUGGCUGGAGCACUGCACGGGUCUACGCAUAUCGGGUCUGGACCCCAACCGCCAGCCGGCAGAGUAUCGCGACCUGGUGCUGAGUGCGGUGGAGGUGGUGGAGGACGCGGAACAGCACCCGGCACAGGAGCCGCAGGAUGUGAAAGCAAGGCAGGAGCGGGCCAAUGGGUUAGGACAGCUUCAGCGGGGCUCGCACCUACAGGCGGCGAUGGGCGCAGCAGCAGCGACAGCUGGUCGGGGUCGCACAUGUGCGUCCGCCGCACCUGCUGCGCGGCCAAUGUCACUCCGCAAUUACCUGCGGCACCUGACCCGCACGGAGCUGGACGCUGCAGCCCCGCUGUGUCAGGAGCGGCGACCAGGCGCGCCCAGCAGCGGUGCGGGAGCUGGGGUCGGUGGCUUGGGCUCCCUGGCGGGUCGGCGGCUGCACGUGUUCUACGCCGAGGAGCUGCCGCGGCCGCGGUGGUUCAGUGGCAAAGUGUUGAAGCCGGCAGACGACCUCGUCAGCCUACAGGUACGGUGGGACGCUUGGACCGACUCCGACGGAAUUGUGAACGCGGCCAGCAGUGACGAGGUGCUGAUGGGAGUCACGCUGCUGCACUGGGGGCCUGCAGCGCCGCAGCAGCUGCCGGACUGCCCCGGCGGCGCUGACAUCUGCGCGCUGCCCUCCAUUGCACAGCAGCAGCAGCAGCAACAACAGCAGCAGCAGCAGCAGCAGCAGCAGCAGCAGCAGCAGCAGCAGCAGCAACAACAGCAGCAACAACAGCAGCAACAACAACAACAGCAGCAACAGCAACAACAACAGCAGCAGAAACAACAACAGCAACAACAGCUGCAGCCUCCUCCACAGCUUGCCAAGCGCGAGCUGUCAGCUCCCGCUCCUGGUCCCGCCGCUGACGCUGCUGGCGGCUCACACGCGAAGGAGCUGGACCCCGGCACACGCGAGGUCGCGGGAGCCCAGCACGGGCAGUUUGAACGCCCCGCACGGCGGCCAGCUGACCAGCUGCUGGGGGCGGACCGCCCGGUCCCCAGCCCGGUCCCAGACCCCGGCAAGGACGUGGGCCUGCAGCAGUCAGCGACGGCGGUGGCGGCAGUGGCUGGUUGUCCCAGUUGGACUCCUGACCAGCAGUUGCCCUUGGUGGUUGUGCAGCAGCUGUCGAUGAAGGGGCAGCAGGAUGAGGAGCGGUCGAAGCAGGAGCAGCUGGCAUUUGCAGCGGGAGGGGAGCCUGGGGCUGGCAAGCAGCAACCCGCCUCCAAGCCUGUAGGGGCAGCCAUGUAUUCGGACGCCGGUGGCCACAGCGGUGCGCGUACACAGAUAGAUGUACCCGCGCUGAUUCCUUUGGCUAUUACCCACAACGACACAUGCGCGGCGGCUUCUGCCGGAGUGGAGCGGCUGCUGGCGGUGAUCACCACCCACUCCACGUCCAGCACGAGCACCAGCACCAGCUCUCAACACGACCGGGGAGGCACAGUGGCCUCGGCUUGCGGCGGAGCGGGUCCCAGCCAACAACAACCGGGCGGCACAAGCGCGCGGGCGGCGAUCCUGAUGCCGCCCGAGCAACCCGUGGGUGCGGGUGCGCAUGCACGUGCACAUGACGCAGCCCCUGUCAUCCAUGCGACUGACGGUCGCACAUCGUCCGCACAAGCCACGCCUGGGCCGGCGCAAGCCGUGCUGGCGCGCGGCUUGAAGGCAUUGCGCCGCGUGCCGCUCGCACAGCAGCCGAGCGCCUCACAGUCCCAGCAGCUGGCCCCGCCAGCCCCGGCCCCCACCCUACUGGGCAGCAAGGUAUCGUGUCAGGACUAUGAGCUGCACUCGUCGUCAUCGGAUGGCGAGCGGGAGGAGCGCGCAGCGCCCACAGUGCCCCACAGUCCGGGACACGGCAGCAGCCGUCAGGACGCAGCCCAUGAACACACGGACACUGUUGGGAUAAUGAUGGAUGGAAAACCACCUGUGCCUGCGGCAGUGCCAAAGUCCCGGCGCGCUACGCCCGCAGUUCUCCAUCCUUCCUGGUAUGAUCCUGAGGCGGUCGAAUCCGUCGAGGUGGGUGCGCCGCAGGAAGCGAUGCUUGCAGAGGCCGGCGCUGCGCCCGAGAAGGCAGCAGCUCUGCCCGAGGCUGCAGUGGAGGCAGCGCCAGUGCUCGGUGUCGAGGCAGCAGUGCAGUCGGCGGCAGUACCUGAUGUGACGAUGGCGGCAACGGCUCCGCAGGCAGCACUAGCCGCAACAGCGGACCUCGUUGCGGGGCCAGGCGUAGCGGCGCAGGAGGCUGUAGGGCCAGCGGCAGGGCGGCUUGCGGCGAAUGUGCCGGAUAUGCAUACGGCGGUUGCGGAGGCAGCUGUGUCAGGAGCCGAGGCAGCGGAGGCGACUGCCACGACGCCUUCGCCCAGUUCCUCGACGGCAGCAGUGCCGGCCGCAGCGGCAGUGGAGGCAGCCGAGUCUGGGGAGGUGGCUGCAGCACCAGAUAUGGCGGGCGAACUGGGGCCGGCGACCGCGCAGCCGGCACUUACCGGGGCGGCUGCGCCAAGGGUGGUGCCACCGGAGGCAGUCCCAGAAGGCACAGUGUCGGCGAAGGCUGCACCAGAGGGUGGUCACGUCGACACGGAUGAGGGGGGUCUGCGGCCAGACGACGGGGCAGUGCGCGGCGCUAGCAGCAUGGCGCAGGGCCACCAGGAGGCAACGCCCGGUGUGGAGGCACCAGCAGCUGCCGGCACGCAUGCGGCUGACAGUGACGGCCUGCGGGGCAGCGCUCCCCCGCACUCACCUGCUGGGCCCCUGUCACAGCUGGUGCUGACGCCAGCGCACGGAGGGGACCUGGAGGAGGCUGCAGCGCAGCAGCAGCAGCAGCAGCAGCAACGAUCUGACCAGCCGGACGCCGCAGCUGGUGACCAUGAAGGCAGGUCGGGAGUGAACCCCGGUCAGGGUGCUCAUGAAGCGGAGGCCGUGGCGGUGGCAGCGGGCACUGGAGAUCCGGCCGUGCCAUUACAGGGCGAGCGAGCUCCGCCUGAUGCAGUUAGUCUGGGUCCGCGGCUGGUCGUAUCCUCACCGCGCUGCCUGGCCCCAGGGCAGUCGGACCGCUGGACCCUGGCGGGCCGCUGCCAGGAGCUGGGCGAUCGCCUCGCCCACCAACAGCUGCAGCGCUGGCAGCCGGUGCCUCAGGGUCAGCAGCCGGCGCACCGACGGCCGAGCCCCAACCGGCAGGUGUCGGACGGGGGGCCUACAACCAGUCGGACAAGUGCAGGGCCGGCACCGGCCGUGGAUGAGGUUCCAAUGGUAGCAACUGCUUUCGCGGGCAUCGCAGAGUCGCGGCUGACAGUCCUGCUGGCCAACGCAACCAACCCCGCCAGCACGACCGUUAGUAAGCAGCAGCACAGGGCGCUGGAGGUGGCGCUGCUGCGCUAUAUCCAGCUGCAGUCGGCCGCGGAGGAGGCCUUGGAUGCGGGGGCAGCUGGUGGCGCGCUGCAGCUGGGCGUCCGGGGCCCCGAGCCCUGCAGACGGGUGGCCCUGGAUCAGCCCGAGCUGGUGGCGCUGCCGCUGGAGCUGCAGCACGGCCACACACUGCAGCUGGCGGCGGAGCACUGCCACCACCACCACUACCACAGCCAACAGCACCAGCCACUUGCAUCGAACGGCACUGAGACGGGGGCUGCACAAACUGCCACUGGCGGGCUGCACAGCGCCACGUCGGCGCCGUUGCUGUCUGCAGCAAGGGCCGCGCCCACGUCGGGUCACGGCGGCUUGCCGGCGGCAGGGAUGGCGACCAGCUUCGUCGCGACCUGCACAAGCAGGGACUGGGCUAGUGCGGGUGCCGACGUGAGCAUGGAGCUGUCAAUGAAGCUCAUCACAUGCGCAAUUCCAGGUGCCAUGGGCCUUCACCAGGUAGCCAUCACGCUGGCCUUGCGCAUGCCGGCAGCGCUGUACCGUAGCCCGCCAGAGCCCGCAGCUGCCGUGGACUGGCCCGCGUUCACGCGGCUGGCCGUGUGGCUGGGUGUGGGGCUGAACCAGGUGGCGUCCACGUCCUGCAAGGCGGGGACGAGCGUGUGCGCCCAGCAGCAGGCGGACGAGGGCGCGCAGCUGUUGCGGCAGCUGCUGGACGCACACGAGCUGCUGGCGCCCCUGCCGCAGCCCCAGCCAGGCGUGUGCUACCGGCCCCAGCAGCAGUGCACGACGGCCGAGCAGGCGCCGACGCAGCCUUGCCAGGAGCAUCAGGACCACGCGCCGCAGACCCAGCCGCCGCAGGAGCAGGCGCAGCUGGAGGCGGUGCCUGACGGCCACGACGCGGCUGCGCCGGCCGCAGCCGACGGGGCGUCACGUGUGCUGGUGCUGGUGCAGGCGCUGGAUCCAGUGCUGCUGCGGGCCCUGGAGGAGUUUGAACUCCGGCGAGCUGCCAUGCCGCUGCUCGAGCAGGUGUCCGCUAGAGUUGCAGCUCAGGGCUGGGCGGCCACGCUCACACAGCUGAUCAGGCUGGCCACGGCGGUGGAGCAGCAAGCCCCGCAGCCGGAGCAGCAGCCAGGUCAGCAGCCUCAGGACGCGGACAGGUUGCGGGCCCAGUCAGCCUGCACGGCGGUGCGGCGACUGAAGGGGCUGUUCGGUGUGGCGGCGGCGCUGGCGGCAGAGACGGCAAGAACAGAUGGACUGGCGGGCUCAUCAGAGAGUGAGGCGAGCAACCGCCGGCGUGCCCGGGACGUCGGUCCGGCCCUGGCUCAGCUGCUGGAGCUGUACUGGGCCGCGAGGUGCUGCUUCCGCACUGAAGAGUGGUGGGAGGGCGUGGUGUGGCUUUCCGUUCUGACGGCGACCAUGCAGUCAAUGACAGGCCAUCAACGCCAACAGAGCGUGCUCGAGGUGUGCUGCAAGAUGCUAUUCAGCCCCGCCUGGCCGUCGGCGCUGCAGCUGCCCGGCAUGCGCUGCCCGGACACCGCCCGGCUGGCGGCGGCCUGGGACGAGGUGCUGGAGGAGGCGCGGCUCAGGCGCCGUCAGCAGCAGCAGCAGGCGGCGCAGGAGGAAGCCGAGGAAGGGCGUCCGGGUCAGGUGCAGCAGCAGGCGCAGGCACGCAUGAACGCGCCAUCGCAGCAAAGUGUGCCUGUGCUCGCGACGGCUGGCGGAGCUAUGGCUGUGGCGGACGGGUGGCAGCCAGCCGCGGCGGGUCCGGGCCCGAGUCCAGGAUCAUGUGGGGCAUCGGCACCACGCCAGGCAGAGCCCCUACGCGCCGAGCGGUCGGUCGCCCACGUGAUCCACCAGCCGCCCCGCCCAGCAGCGCAGGUGGGCAUGCACGCGGCGCCAGCACGAACAACAAGGACGGCGUCGCCGCAAUUGCAGCCUCACCACGCACAGCAGCAGCAGCAGCAGGUCACCCGAGCGUCGCCAGACCAACCGCCGCAGCCGCCAAAUCAGCAGAUACAGCCGCAGUCAGUGCCCCUGGGUCUCAGUUUGCUGCAGCAAGCUCAUUUUCUACAGCAACAGCAAGCGCUGAUUCAGCAGCAUCAAUACUUGCAGUACCUUCUGCAGCACCCGCGACAGCAGCGGGCGGCAUUCCCUGGGCCCGCUGCUCCGCAACAGGCGGCUGUGGCGGCACAGGCUCCGCCACCACCGCGGCAGCAACAGCAGGCGGUUUACGCAGCGGGGGGCGCUGUGCCGCAGAUCGCUGUUGGGGCGCAGCAGCAACCUCAACAGCAGCAGCCUCUGCAGCAGCCUCAACAGCCGGCCGCUGCUAUGCCCGCCGAGGUGCUGGGCGCCGCGGACGACGCGCAGGGCGACGGGCAGGCCGUGGUGCCCAUCCUGGUGCGCGGCUGGCGCGAGGUGGGGCCUGAGAGCAGCGGGCAGCACCGCACGUGCGCCAUGUUGUAUGAGUACGAGGGGCUGCAGCUGGACACCACCUACAGCGUGGACUCGGACCAGGUGCCGCUGCUGGAGCUGGCGGUGGACGAGCCGCGAGAGCUGGCACUGCACACGGUGGCCUGCUCGGCGGCGUCGCAGCUGCGCGCUGUGGGUAUCCCGCCGCCCCAGCAGGUGGAGCGCGCCCUGCUGGGCCCCGCCACCACCACCCCGCAGCACCUGGCCUGGCUGGUGGAGCAGCUCAAGGCCUACAGCCGCAGGGCGGGGCAGAUCGUGGCGCCCACCAGGCAGCCACCGCCACCCCCGCCGCCGCCGCCGCCCGCGCCACCGCCGCCGCCACCGGCGGCGCGGCAGCCAGCGGGCACAGCGGCGCACACGGCCGCACAGCGCGACCCGGCGCAGGGCGGCCGCCAGCAGCACGUCGUGCAGCAACAGCAGCAACAGCAGCGGCUGCAGGGGCUACAGCAGCAGCAGUUGCAGCAGCUGCAGUACAGGCAGCAACGGGCAUUCGGCCAUGCGCAUGCAUGGGCGGCAGCGGGAGGUGUACAGGGCGGCGGGCUCCAAGGCACGUGGUCUGGGCAGGCGGCCGCCGCGGCGCCCGCAGCUGCACAGUGGGCCGUACCUGUCCCGGGGCCAACUCCGCACGCAGCAGCAGCGGCCGCGGCCGCGACGGCGGCGGCGGCGGCAAUGGGCCAGCAGUACUACGCGCACGUGGCAGCGCAGGCCGCGGCCGCUGCCAAUAUGCUGCCACAGCCGCCUGCAGCUGGGGCAACAGUCAACACGCUUGGCGACGUGUGGGACAUCAUAGGUGCAUGAAUGAGGGGCAGCAGUCUGCAACUGGGCCGGCAGCUCGGUAGGCAGCGCCACACACAAGAGCAGGUGCAACUUGUCAUGUGUGCUGCCGGGGAACUGCGGCACAGAACUGCCCCGAGUCUUCCCCGCCGCUCAUUUUGGGGCUGAGCUCCCCGGCUAUGUCCGGGAGAUGAGGUAGACGCUUGCGGCCUCAGACUAGAGACGUGGCGUGGGCGCAGCCCACUUUUCCCAUGCGAGGGAAACCACAUACCUUGUCGCCGCGGGCACGAAAAUGGAGUCCAGGUUUUACGGUGACUGCGAGGGGAAUGGGGACACCGGCAAACCACUUUGGGAGUCUGCGGGAUCCAUGGGGUAGCUUGCGACAGGUGUGUGGCGGCACGUGCCGGCGCGCCUGGUUGCAAGCAAGCUUGGCCGUGCUUGUGCGUUGGGUAUUGGGUGUUCCGCUUCGCUGUGCUCCCAAGGCUCGCUCCUUACUGUUAUUAAUGCUUCAACAUUCACCUGGGAAUUGUGAAACUCCUAUUGGAGUUGGCCUUGGGUCACAAGGUGGCUGUGCGGUGUGCCUCGUUUCA